AUGUGGGACUUGCCACGUCCAUCAAUUUCAGAUUCGAGGGCCCAAGAUGAAGUUGGUGGAGGCCGAAGGAGCUCACCUGUUCAGAACGUUUACAACAGCCUCGACGUCCAUCUGGCAACUCCCGCCAAGGAGUCUCCGGUCCCGUCCCUCGCGCCCGACCACUCAUCAACUGGUCCCUCAACCAAGCCAGAACCAUUAGGGAUCAUACCACUACGGCAUGAUCAAGACCACCCGCACCAUCACCCUGGCGAACUCCGCUCCCUGGAUCAACGGGAAGCAGAGGUACGCCGUCAACGGCGUUCCUCCUUCACCCCCGCCGACACGCCGCUGAAGCUGGCGGACUACUUCAACAUCCCGGGAGUAUUCAACGUCGGAAGCAUCCCGAUGAGCCCGAACUCCGGCGGGAACGCGUACCUCCAAACUUCAGUAAUGGGCGCGAACUUCAGAGAAUUCGUCGAGAUCGUGUUUCAAAACUGGGAGGACACUGUUCAGUCGUGGCACGUCGACGGCCACGCUUUCUUCGUCGUAGGGAUGGACGGCGGGCAGUGGACGGCGGCGAGCAGGCUGCGGUACAAUUUGGGGACACUGUCGCGGUGCACGGUUCAGGUAUAUCCGAGGUCGUGGACGGCGAUCUACAUGGCGCUGGACAAUGUGGGGAUGUGGAACAUUCGAUCGGAGAAUUGGGCGAGGCAGUAUCUCGGGCAGCAGCUGUAUCUGAGGGUUUAUAGCGCGGCGCAUUCGUGGAGAGAUGAGCUGCCGAUUCCCAAGAACGCGCUUCUCUGCGGCCGGGCACGCCGCCGUCACACUCGGCCGCUGCUCUAAAUCUCUGUCUUUUCUCGAUCAUUCUUUCUUUCUUUUCCCACGCUUUGAUUGACGUCGAUGAUG
Messenger RNA from Linum tenue, 885 nucleotides. The record is from the annotation of a GenBank genome assembly. NCBI's taxonomy places the organism in Eukaryota, Viridiplantae, Streptophyta, Magnoliopsida, Malpighiales, Linaceae.